CUCUUUAGGUAAUCAGUGUUGUGUGACCUUCCGACAUCAAAAAAGCAGCAUGGUUUGCCUAUUAAUCCCCAUACCCAAACCCCAUUUCAACUCACACCCCUCUUCAACACCACCACAAAAUGACCACCUCACCGGAAUUCGAGCAUCCGAUCAAGGCCUACGGUUAUGCCGCCCGCGACACGUCUGGAAUACUUUCCCCUCUCACCUUCUCCAGAAGGGCUACCGGGGAUAAAGAUGUUAGGUUCAAAGUUCUUUACUGUGGAAUCUGUCAUUCCGAUCUUCACUUUGUCAGGAACGAUUGGCGGUCUACCAGCUACCCAGCAAUCCCAGGGCAUGAGAUUGUGGGUGUGGUGACAGAAGUAGGAAGCAAUGUGGAGAAAUUCAAGAUUGGAGACAAAGUUGGGGUUGGGUGCUUGCUGGGAUCAUGCAGAUCAUGCCAAAGUUGUGCUUCUGACUAUGAACAGUAUUGUCUUAAGCCGGUAUUUCCUUUUGGUGUCCCCAACUUUGAUGGUACACAGACGUACGGUGGGUACUCCGAUCACAUGGUUUCAGAUGAGCAUUUCGUCCUCCGUUGGCCUGAGAAUUUGCCACUAGAUUCCGGUGCACCCUUGCUAUGUGCCGGAAUUACUACUUAUAGUUCUCUCAGAUACUUUGGAUUGGACAAACCUGGUACGAAAGUGGGUGUGGUUGGUCUCGGUGGGCUCGGUCAUGUUGCUGUGAAGAUGGCUAAGGCUUUCGGGGCGGAAGUUACUGUUUUUAGCACCACCUCUGCUAAGGAGCAAGAUGCAAUUGAUGGACUUAAAGCCGACCAUUUUAUAAACAGUAAAGACCAACAUCAAAUGGAGGCUGCUAGGGGUAGGCUCGAUGGCAUCAUCGAUACAGUGUCCGGAGAUCAUCCGAUUGCACCAUUGCUUAAUGCACUUACGCCCCAUGGAAAGCUUGUUCUUGUUGGUGCACCCGAGUCACCACUUGAAGUAGCCGCAUUUUCUUUGAUCAUGGGGAGGAAGACUAUUGCUGGUAGUAUUAUUGGUGGAAUUAAAGAGACUCAAGAGAUGCUUGAUUUUGCAGCAGAGCAUGGGAUAAUUGCUGAUAUAGAGAUUAUCCCGAUAGACUACGUGAACACAGCGAUGAAGAGGCUGUUGAAAUCUGAUGUAAGGUAUCGAUUUGUGAUCGAUGUAGGCAAUUCUAUUAAGGCUGAAUAGGUUGACUAUUGAAGCCCUUAAUGAAUGUUCUAUUUCUCGUAAUAGUUUUAUAUAUUUUUGACAAUGUUGUUACAAGGAAUUGAGAGUCUGAGGUUAAGGUUGUAUGCAUUUGUUUAAUUGUUUUGGAAGGAA
This is a messenger RNA of Helianthus annuus (common sunflower), 1334 nucleotides long. RefSeq names its product mannitol dehydrogenase. The transcript has 5 exons. Gene Ontology annotation, biological process: lignin biosynthetic process. Gene Ontology annotation, molecular function: zinc ion binding; cinnamyl-alcohol dehydrogenase activity. Bases 120 to 1202 code for a protein of 360 amino acids. NCBI's taxonomy places the organism in Eukaryota, Viridiplantae, Streptophyta, Magnoliopsida, Asterales, Asteraceae. The record is from RefSeq and is a predicted model, not a curated record.